AUGGCGUCCCUCGACUUUGCGUCUGCACCUCCCCCCGCCCAGCACAGCCUCUAUCCACAGCCUUCUGACCUCGAUGGAGCCAACUUUAAUCUGCCACACUCGGAGACCGUUGGUGUCUUCCCUCCGUUGCGCACAGACUUCCCUGCUGACACUAAAUACCGCCAGUCGGACCAACUCGACACUCCAGACACUCACCAGAACUACGACCUCUUCCCAAACCAGCAGCAACACUUUUCCUCCCAGCGCUACCGCACAAACGCUUCCUCCUCUUCCUCCCUCGGCCAUCCCUACGCCAUGAACUCGGACAACGGCCUCUACUCCCACUCCGGCUUCGCCGACUCGGUCCCCUCCUUCGGCAGCUCUAACAGCAACCCCUACGACAUGAUCAACACCUACAGCAGUGGCAAGGUCUCCCCCCUCACUCCUAGCGACCCCGUCGGCGGCCUCCACCACGGCCCAUUCCCGCCCUCCGUCCCGUCCAAGGACUUUUCGCCGUCCACCUACCAGGACAUGGGCGAUCGUCGUCUCGGGAUGAAUGGCAAUGGCUACCAGAACGACUACCAGGACGACUACUCUAUCAACGGCAUGAACAACGGCCUCGCUUUCCCCCAGUCCAUGCCCCAGUUCCCUGACCGUCUCGGUCGAUACCCAAAUGACCGCUUCAGCCAUCCCCAGGGCCAGCAGCAGGUCCAGUCACACAUCUCCCCGGCCCAGAGCACAGACAUGAUGAGGGGAAUCCCUCCACAUGCUACCCAUUCAUUCGACAGAGACCCAUCUGCAGGCUACGACUCGAUGCACUACAUGAAUCCCAAUCCUCACCAGGACAUGUCCCUCCGUAUGUCCACCGCAGUGGACGAGACCUUGGCCCGGAUGAAAUUACAAGCCCCUCCAAUUGGUACAUCAAGCGACCUCCAGACGUUUAUCCGUCCAUUCCUUGAGCAGUAUGUCCGAACACCAAAUCGCCUUGCAUUCGGUGAAAGAACGAUCAUCGUCAUGUCAAGCAAAGUCGCUCAGAAGUCUUACGGUACCGAGAAGCGAUUUUUGUGCCCGCCUCCCACCGCAAUUAUGAUCGGCAACUCAUGGUGGAGUGAAUCCACAAGACGCGGCGAAGAACCAAAGCUCGCGCCGCCUCGAGUCGUCGUUUCGAUUUCUGGAGAGCCCGCUCCACAAGAGUGUUCCAUCGAAUGGACCAGCUCUUCUGGCAAAUCCUUCGAUGUCACCGACCCUCCUUCUGGAACCACCUAUCUAGGCCGCUGCGUGGGCAAGCAACUCUUCAUCUCUGACGUAGAUGAAAAGAAGAAAAAAGUUGAGGCCUUGGUCAAGGUCACCGCCCCUGCCUCGGAUGACGAGCCAGAGCGUAUCAUUGGUGUCUUCCCCAGUCGCCCAAUCAAGGUCAUUAGCAAGCCUUCCAAAAAGCGACAGAGUGCUAAAAAUCUUGAGCUUUGCAUCAACCAUGGCUCGACCAUCUCCCUGUUCCACCGCCUCCGAUCGCAGACAGUCUCCACCAAGUACCUCUGCGUGUCUGGAUCGAAUUCUUCGUUCAAGGGCUCGGAUGGCGCUCCACUUAUGGGCCUCGAUCAACGAUCAAGGCAAUCCACCCCCUCGUUUAUCGCUCGAACUGCCUCCUGGGACCCCUUUAUCAUGUAUAUCGUUGAUGUGAACAAACCCGGCGGUGGUUUGGACGUCCCACCGCCACCUCCCCCUCAACCCGACUAUCCCUCCCCUCCCCCCAACGCCAUCCCCUUCACGAACAACGGCUCUCAAAUUCCGAUUUACUACAAUCAAACCGUUGUCUUACAAUGCCUCACGUCAGGCGUCGUCAGCCCCGUCCUCAUCAUUCGUAAAGUCGAUCGCCAGACGACCGUCGUCGGUGGCGGCUUGCAAGAGGGUGCCAAGGGUAUCGCCGAUCACUACUGCGUUCCAGGCGAAGUCUGCGGUGAUCCCGUAUCCCAGCUGCACAAAAUCGCCUUUGAGGUGUACGACCCCAACAAGGGACUGCCAGAACCCGGUACCCCUGGCGUGUCAGGCGCCUUCUUGUCCUGCAUGGGUGAAAAGGUCAAUACCUACCGACCGAUCGAGGGUCGAAUUUGGAAUACCAAUGUCGCCAACAACAAUGGAUCCAGUUCGCCAGUUCUGCCCGGCUCUCCGAUGUCCCCAACCAACGGCUCAGCGUCGGCCGAAUACUUUGGCCAAGCCACUGGUGCUAAUGAGAGCGAGCCCGCCUCUCCGUCGUCGGCUGAGUUCCUGUCGAACGAUGGCGGCAGGGUGAAGAAGAAGCGCUCGACGUCGAGUGCGGGUGGGCUGAGCAAGGCGGUUGGAGGAAAGGGUCGUCGACGACCUAGCUCUGCUGGCUCUGUGUCCUCUCGUCGUGGGUCAGGAAGCGACUCUGGUGCCUCGAGUGGUGCACUCUGGCAAGUCGACAUUGGUGAGACGAGCGUGUGGACCAUUGUUGGAACGGACCAAAUCCGUUACAACUUCUACGUCCCUCCCGUCCUCUUCGACAACCAGCACGCCCAACCCAGCUCACUCGGUGCCUUCCCCAUCCCCUCCAAGCAGGUCACGCCCUUCCCUGGCGUUGUCAAGUACCUCCCGCCCGACCGCGCGUCCGAGGCUCCCAAAUCCAACUGCGCCCAAUCCCGCGCUGUGCUCGCCAAACCCAACCCCCAUGCCGCCAAACUCCUCACUGUGUAUGGCGAGAACUUCUCAAAGACGGAUCCCGUACAUGUGUUCUUUGGGUCGGAGCCGUCGCCGUACGUGGAGGUUCGGUGCACGGAGGUGCUAGGCUGCUUGCCACCUGAAAGUGGACAUAACAACAAGCGACGACCGAUUAUUCUCUUGCGUUCGGAUGGAGUGGUGUUCCCUUCGAACGUUAUGUAUCCUUAG
Molecule: messenger RNA, 2883 nt
Organism: Coprinopsis cinerea okayama7#130
Lineage: Eukaryota; Fungi; Basidiomycota; Agaricomycetes; Agaricales; Psathyrellaceae
Product: jkappa-recombination signal binding protein
Exons: 6
Coding region: 1-2883 (960 amino acids)
Biological process (GO): regulation of transcription by RNA polymerase II
Cellular component (GO): nucleus
Molecular function (GO): RNA polymerase II cis-regulatory region sequence-specific DNA binding; DNA-binding transcription activator activity, RNA polymerase II-specific
Source: RefSeq, a predicted model, not a curated record